This is a messenger RNA of Pecten maximus, 1626 nucleotides long. RefSeq lists its product as uncharacterized. NCBI's taxonomy places the organism in Eukaryota, Metazoa, Mollusca, Bivalvia, Pectinida, Pectinidae. Bases 405 to 1274 code for a protein of 289 amino acids. The record is from RefSeq and is a predicted model, not a curated record. The transcript is spliced from 3 exons.
CACACGUACUAAUUGUAAGCCGUCCAUGGUGCUAUUUAAAUCAUAAGCCAAGUGGGCAAAUAUUCCCCACGCGUUGUUUGGUGACCGUCUAUAGUAUCCUCAGCGUCGGAGAACUCCCCACCUGACUGUGAAGAUAAAGAAUGCGUUACCUGGCUAGGUAAAGCACCGCGGGUCACGAUAUCACCACCGCCAUUCACGCAUCACCGGCGAAGCGGCUUCCUUACUCACUGCAAGUAUAUACAGUGUGUGUAGGUAGGGCGUGUCUCUCGCUAUACACACAUGUCAAGUCACAUUUUCAAUCUGAAUUUCGAAACCUCGUCAGUCUUACCCGAGAGGUCAACGUCCACCACCUGUAACUCGGACGGACACCUGUUUGAUUCCAGACGUCCAGGACAGCUACAACCAUGGCUAGCUGGCCAGGGAUACUGCUGGCAGCGGCUACUUUAACUUUUAUUGGAUUGUUUUUUCAAGUGGGCGGUUUUGUUUUGCCAUGGUGGUUUGUGAUAGGGGACGGUGUGUACAUCGGAGUAUGGUACCUGUUGGACUGUAAGAGUGGUAUCGCCGCUGUCCGAAAUUGUUCUGUCUAUAGCUACAGAGAGGAUAGUAGCAUCGCAGACUACAAUGCUACCGCUAUAGUAUCCCAGAGCUACUACACGGGCCUCCAGGUAUGUACGACUGUGGCCUUGGGACUAAUCCUGUUCGUCACGCUAGGGUUUAUCUGUGGAGGAUGUGAAUACUGCAAGGACAAGGCUGGCUAUGUCUGGGGAUGUAUCUUCCUUUUUAUCUCAGGGAUACUGUUGCUGGUCUCCCUGGGCCUUUUCGCGUGGAUCUACGUCGAUACGCACGUAAACCUACCAAACUACCAUUUGGACGGCCGCUCGUUCCCGUGGGGAGUAGUCUCGACUGGACUGGGGUCUUUGUUUGCUUUCUUCGCGGGUAUUGUGUUAGCUGUAUUAUUGUGUAGAUGGGAUUAUCAUAUGUAUGACGGUGACGACGACGAUUACUACGAUCGUGGACACCGACAAGUACCUAUGUCGCAGAUUGACCACAAACGUGGUUACGACCGCACCGGAUACCAAAACCAUGCGUACCCGGCGUCCCGGAGCGAGUACGAGAAACCCCCGGCUCAACCCCAAUACUACUACGGUAGUUCACACCGAUCUGGCCAGUCUGCCAACCCUUCCCCACAGUACGUCCAGGCCGCUAGUCCCUACCGUCAGAGUGCAAGCAUGUACAGACCCAUAGCUGCCUCAACUCGACAGGACCGCUACUGAACAGAGACACACCUAUAGUCGUCUCCACACGACGGGACUGCUACUGAACAUCGACAGACCAUUUCGGAAAGUGUCUCGCUUGAAAUGGAGCAAAGUUGCCUGCAUAGAGCACGGAAAACAAGACUCACGAAGUUUCAUUGUGUAUCCGGGCUACUCAAGUACUGCAUUCAAUUUAACUUACAUACAUCGAUACUGCGAUUCUAUCAUCACCAACAUAGUAUAAAGCUGCCAAUAUUCAGUUACGCAGCAUUACGACUUUUAAAUAUUAUAUUUUUAUUAAUGAAGCUUUAGUAACAGAAUCACUAUUUCACUGUUUAUUAUACAUUGGUCAUAUUAUAUAUUAUUACUUUUA